GCGAGCACGAGCGCGGCAAGGCCUGCACUGCACACUGCAAAUGAGUCCAGGUUCCUACAGUAGCGAGGCCCUUGUGCGUCCGUGCGAACGCUCACGCGACCCGCUGGAAUUAUCAAGACGGGGAACUUAGAGAGUCAUCGCCGUGGGGACGGACCUAACAUGGACUGGCGGAUACCGUACGCCGCGCUCCGCGAGGCUUUUCCGCAGGUUGAGUCGGACGUUUUGAAAUGCGCAGUAUCGAAGUAUGGCAACAAUGUUCAUCAGGCAGCAGAGUACAUUCUUAAUGAUGUGGCGCCGCCGGACCUGUCCUUGUCAGCGCUCCGGGAGGCGUCUUCCUCGAGGAAUGCGAAUGCUCGCGCAAGGUCUCGACCGUCAAGGUCGGGUGCAAACAGCUAUAGCAGUGGUAGCGACAGCGACGGAGCGCGCGCAAGUGGAGGGAGCGACAGGGGCGCUGGAAAAGGGCGCAGAACUGGCACAGCGCCAGCGAAUGCUGCAGCGAGCGGGGGGGUAAACGUGAAUGGCUCGCGUGGAAGUGAUAAAAGCAGCCGCCGCCAGUCCAGCACUGGAAAUCAAUUGCCUGAGUCGGCCGUUGCCACUGUCCUUGCUGCAGCAGCUGCUGGCAACAGACAGAAGCGAACGGAUGAUGAAGUAAAUCUUGCAGCUUCUGUCAUUGGGAACGAUAUGCAGAUCAGCAGCGAGAUCGAUUCUGUUGUGGGUGGCGUGGUGGAUGGCAUUGGAUCGUCCAGCAAUGAAGAUGAGUCUGUCAGUGAGAAAUCCCUUGAAGAGGCAGGGGCUGAAGAGCAAGACUUGGACGAGACUUACGAUGGGUAUUUUGCGAGCAUCGAUAUUGAUCCUAACUACUUUGUCGGGUUGCAUAACAUCUUGGCUCAUGCAGUGAUGGCUGCAGCAGCCGCAGCGGCUGCUGCCACUGCAGCUGCCGCUGCGGCUGCUGUGGCUGUUGCUUCGUCUGCCUCUGGUGAGGACCAGUCCUCAUCGUCGGCAGUGGAUGUCUGUGAGGAGGAGACACAGAGGGAAGAGGAAGUCUGUGAUAACCAGCCCGAGGAUUUCUGUGACGAGAUUGUAGUCGGUUGUGAUGCAGGACAUGAGAAGGGCAGCGAUAAUCGAUCGAAGGAUGCCUCUGCCAAACGGGGAACCUCUGGCGCCCAGUCUGGACCAGUCAUCAUUGACGCGUCUCAGCCCAAGGCAGCGUCUGAGAUUGAUGGGCAAAGUCAGUCUGCCUCGGCGUCUGAUGGAGAUGCACCGAUAUCGACGCAAGGGCUGGCAACGGGCCGCACUACUGCCUCCAGCAGCAAUGCGGCUCCUCUUGUUUUGCCCCCAUCCAAAGAGACAGAAAUUGAGGAGCUGCCUGACAGUUCCGAGGAAACAUCGGAACGCGGCGACAAAACUGCAGAGGAUGGAAAGCUGUCUGAGUCUGCUGCGAACACAGGUUCGGACCGCUACAAGGCCCUGCUCAACGGCGAAACAGAUGGUCUGGUUGCUUCUUGUAUUAGAUUUGCACAAACAUUCGCUGAAGCAAAGGGAGAAGGAUCUGGGCAAAAUGACGAAGACAAGUCGAGCUCUGAUCAGACGGAGAAUGGCGAUUGCUCAUCCGAUUCAGACAAGUUACGAAGACCUUUGCGCCCGAUUACCUCCCAUGGAAGGGUGGAUGGUGGGUUAGUGCACGAGAGUGAUGAUGGAGGCAGUGUGAGUCUGGAAGCCGAGUCACGGUUGGCAGGAAAUCACACCAGUAUGCUCUCGACAGAAAGGGAGGUGGAUGACGGAUCUGCAAAUGCCAGCAGUAAGGCCCAGGGCACUGCAUUGGAUGUCGAUGUGAAGGACGACUCCAUGGAAUCAUCGUCAUCAGCAGUGGAGAACGGAGGGGUCAAGUCUGGCGCAGACGGAGGAGAAGAUGCAACAUGCACGGAUUUGCCGAGUUCGGAGGGAGAAGCUGAGUCACAAAAAGCAUCGCAAGAAAAGGAACAAGGCAUCAAGUCAGCGCCUGAAGAGGCAAUUGAGUCUCAUGAAGGCAAUGACACAGGUGGGGUGCAGAAGAGCAACAAAGGCGAUGGUGAGCCUGUAUUGGUUGUACAGAUGGAAGGCCAGAGCCGUCCGUCUGAACCUGGUGAGGAUGACCACUCCUCCCCUCCACUUCAGGGGGCUCAGGAGGAGGAGGAGGAGGAGCAGGAAGAAACCUCCACUGCCGGUGGAAGCAGUGGAGCUGGAGCAGAAACAGAAGGGAAGGAUGCUCUCCGGUCACGCCUAGUGGAGGGUGACCGUGAAUGGGAGGGUGGAAAAGCCGAAGGAUCUUCUGCUAUAUCAGAGAGCCAGCUGGUGCCAGUCAAUAAUGGCGUACAAGGUGCGCUUGUAACGGUCAUUGGGAUUCAGGAUCUGGGUGCAUCCAGCCCAGAGGCCGACUGGCCUGAAGUAAAUGAGGAAACGAUUGCAUCAUUGGAAGAACUGGUUUCUGAGGCCCUCUCCUGGAAGGAUCUUUUGAGGCAGAAAAUUGCGGAAGUUCGAGCACUGCAUGCAGAGGCAGAGGCAACAGAGGCUGCUGCCGUGAAUGCACGAACAGAAGCCCAAAAGGGUGGUUUGACAGAGUGGUUGCAGGUGGUGCAGCUGAGGGAAAAGGUGGAUCGAUCGAAAGAAGCGUACGAACAGCGCGCGGGAGAUGUCCACGGAGAAAAAGCGGUGCUUGGAACGGAGGCACGCGAAUUGCGAUCACGACUUAUACAUGUGGCUUCGGAAAAGGCUUUAGCGAUGGAGAGGUUGAAGGAGUUGAGGGAGUUCCUUAUCUCUCAAGGGAAGAACGUCGAUGCUUUGCAGGGCGAGGUUGCAGUUCUCCUUGAGGAUGUGGACACUUUCAAGAGUCGCUUAGAGACCGAAGGUGGGGGAAGCAGUUAUGGUCGUGUUGCUGAUGCCAUGAGUACUCCUCAGGGUACCACCCUGCAGUCGUAUCCAUUGAUGUCUUCGUUAAGUGCUUCUGGGUCAAGAACAUCGUACAUGCCAUCUUCCAGCAGCUUCUUGAUGAAUGUGCGGGAAGGAUGUACGUCGAGCAGUCUGGGGCUGUGUGAGAGGGCGGGGGACCCGUCCUCCGGACUUUGUCGAAUGGGACCAGGGAACCUAUCGGGCUCCGGUUUUUCGAAUGGCUUUGGCUCCCAGCUAUGUCAGAGUUUUGCCACCGACUCCCGCUUCCAAUGGAGCCCCCAAGGGAGGGAUGUUGUGCUCGGGAGCACGCCAUUUCCGUCAGCAUCUUUGAACGGCAGUUGUUACAGUGGAGGGGCGGACCCUCGUAAACACCCGCAGAAUCCCGUCGGAGAAGUGGAUAGUGCGGUCGAUGUGCGCACAAUGCAAUUUGCACUACACGAGUCCACGGGCGUUGCUAGACUGCACGAGAGCGGAACGAGGGCCACGCAGAGCAUUCUUGACAUGCAAGUGGGAAGCGGCAAUUCGUCGUGGACGCCUGGGAGACCAGUCCACGUGCCGAACGUACUGGACAUGUGCUCCGCAGAGGACGAGCACAAGUCCGUCGAGGCAUUCUUCGAAGGUGAGGCGGCAGAACAGAUUGAGUACGAGAUGCGUCUUGCCCUGUCUCGGAACGAGGCAACAAGGGUUGUUGCAGAGAGUCGCGGUCUCAGUGCGGAGGAUCAGACUGUCGUCAAACGAACUCUGUGCGGAGUCCCAGAAUGGGGGGAAGAGGUUGUUGCGGCGAACGGGGCAGGGACGAAAAGUGGCUUGGAUGACGACGGAUGGCAGCUCCUCGAAAUGGGCGGCGCGGUCGUGAGCAAGGGGAAAGCGGAUGGGUUGAGUGAGAAUGGUGGUGAUGCUCAGCUUCCGAAUGGCACGGGUCCGCCGCAGAAGACAGGCAUGGUGUCGAUGGAUCGGACAAUCGUUCGCCAGCCUGCUGCGGAUGCUGCGGUUCUGCUAUAGCAAGUUGGGAGUACACACGUAUGACGGCACGUGCUCCGCACCUCUGCCUUCUCGUCGAAGAUAGAAGCUCAUAUGUUUUCUGCAUUUGUGAGCACUUUGUUGUUCCCAGCGGCGCACCCGUGUCCCCGGUACAAAGAGUGCUCAGCGAAGACUGCAGAAGCAAGGACGACGGUUAGUGAAAGAGUCGUCUGUCUAUUGUCGGCUUUCAGUUGUUUAUUCCCUUUUUUGAAGUUUUUCGCAUACUUUUUGGGAGAAGAUGUAGCAUUGUACACACCCUUAGGAUAGGAUUACCAUAGUUAAUAGGAACUAAGUUGAACCAACUCCGAUGCUUGAGAGAGAGAGAGAGAGAGAGAGAGAGAGAGAGAGAGAGAGAGAGAGAGAGAGAGAGAGAGAGAGAGAGAGAGAACUUAGGUGUGGGGUAGAGUUAAAAAGUUGUGAAACCCCUACCAUAAAAAUUUUCGGAAUUCAAAUUUGUCAAUAUGAUGGUGUUGCAAAUGUGAUAUGGUAGCGAACGGUGACUAUAGCGUCUAUAGUGUUCCAAACAGAUUUGAGCGUGCUCGUAUAGCUGUAGGGUCCUUUUAACUUUUUUAACUUCAAAGUUUUAAGUCCUUUCCCUCCACUUUCACAACACAGACAUAGAGGGGGAGUUGGAUGGACCGAUGCGCCCACCAUCCAUCACUCUUGAAAAAACUUUACUUUGUGUGUCUGUCUCAUCAUUCUCUCAUGUGAUGUGCUUGUUGUCCUUUGUGUUGUUCAUCAUCCGUCGACCCGGGAAAAAGUGAGGGGCGGAAAAAAUAAAAAAAUGGAGACGAUGAUUAUGAAGUCCUACGGUUUAACAGCUGCAUCGACGAACGGUGGGGGAAAAGAAAACAAGCGGGAAUCGGGCAUUCGGGCUUGACAAGGGGAACAGAAAAGGAUUCUGCGUAGACUGGUUUUCUUAGGCUGCUGUGUCUGUUGAUGAAGUGUAUCGACGCUUGAGUGAGUGGACGUCCAGUUUUAUGCAUGCAUUUUCUGCUCCGGGCUUUCGGCUUUUUUUUUUUCUUUUUUUUUUUCCGACUGUCCAAGUUGAGAAAUGAAUGUGGUCAAGGACUGGGUGGCUCCAGGGUAGAGGAGGCUCUCUGCGCACCCGCGGAGCAGUCGUUUGAAAUUUGAACUCAUUUCACAAUUUGUGCGGCGGAGACGUUCGAUAGAAAUCCGUAGCGUAGGGGAGUCUUUGUUGGAUAUAGUAGUGUGCAGCUGGAGAGGCGUUUUUUGCUGUUGGCGUUUUUUUUUUUUUUUUUUUUUUUCUCUCUGGCUGUUCGGUUUUUGGCUUUUGACAUGUAGAAGAAUGUCGGAGAGGGGCAGGGGCAGGAAAAGAAAAGUCUCUCUCUCUGUCUAUAAGUCAAGGGACAUGGACAGACAUUUCCAGAAAUGGGAAUGGUGACCGAUUGGUUUUUAACUUUUUAGGGGUACUAUUUUCCUACGAGGCAACGAUGUUUUUUUUCUGUUUUUUUUUUUUUUGGGGGNUUUUAAAGAGAGAAAUAUUAAUGCUCUUCAAAACAAUAAUUUUUUUAUCAAAAAUAACCGCAGUUAGAUGUGUAUAAGAGACAGGGGGGGGGGAGAAGCUAUAACAAUGUUGAAGAGAGGUAGCGAGGGUCUAAAAGAGGAGGACAGAAAGGGGUCUUCACGUACCUUCGUUGUGCAGCUAAUUAAUGCUCUCGAUUACCUGUUAAACAUAACAAGGUGUAGCGCAGUCUGUUUUUGGUGCAGUGCGUUCUGUGUUUGAGAUGCAGAUGGACGGACGUCAGUCGUCAUAAAGGCUCAAGGUUCAAAUCUCUGUUUCAUCAGUCCAGGAGCAGAAAAAACUUUCAGAAAAAGACGAAAGUGAACAAACGGUGACCAGGCGC
Chara braunii is the source of this 5813-nucleotide messenger RNA. The record is from the annotation of a GenBank genome assembly. Lineage: Eukaryota; Viridiplantae; Streptophyta; Charophyceae; Charales; Characeae.